Messenger RNA from Diuraphis noxia (Russian wheat aphid), 2066 nucleotides. RefSeq names its product protein Wnt-16-like. Lineage: Eukaryota; Metazoa; Arthropoda; Insecta; Hemiptera; Aphididae. Gene Ontology annotation, molecular function: cytokine activity; frizzled binding. Gene Ontology annotation, cellular component: extracellular region. The record is from RefSeq and is a predicted model, not a curated record. Gene Ontology annotation, biological process: canonical Wnt signaling pathway; cell fate commitment; multicellular organism development.
UAAUAAUAAUAAUAAUAUCGUUUAUCGAGCACUUAGUUGCUGCUUUCUCUUGUCGCUACUGCUGAGUUCAAACAGUUCACGGUUCGUCGUUUGCUUUUCGCUCUGCGGGGACCUGGAGAAUAACAUCUAGUCGCGGUCCGCAUCCGACAUCCCGUCACCCACCGACUUACGCGCCGUUUGAUCUCCAUAACGGCCAGUCCUAGUACAACUACAAUGUUGAUGGUCGCUCACACAAACGCAGUUACACACAUCCACAACUGUCAUCUAGGUGUCCCAGCUUGGUGACUGUUUGGUUUUUUGAUGACCCUACUCAGUACUUCGAUUCUUAUAUUAUCUGUAACAUUGGCCAGUAUGAGAAAUKUGAUGAGUUUCAUUCAAGUGAUUGUGUUUAUUCUGCCAUUUGCAUUAUCUGCAAGUCCAAAUUGGAUGUAUUUAGGUAUAAUAGGAAUACCUCCGCCUCUUCAACAACAACAAGCAUCACCAGGCUCAGAGAUUGAGGAUCCAGAAAUAGUUCAAGCCAGAGCUGUUUGUAGUGCUUUACCUGGUUUAGCAUUAAAACAAGUUGAUGUGUGCAUGAAACAUCCAAAUGCUAUAUACUCAGUUUCUGAUGGAGCUAAAAAAGCCAUUGAACAGUGUCAGCUUCAAUUUCGCCAUGAACGAUGGAAUUGUUCAGUUAUGGAAAACGAACAAAGUGUAUUUGGACCUACACUAGACAAAGGUAGUAAAGAGACUGCUUUCAUAUAUGCCAUCACCAGUGCAGGUGUAGUGUAUUCAAUUACAAAUGCAUGCAGUUCUGGUAAAUUAACUGAAUGCAGUUGUGACUCUAUGCAACAUGGCCAAACGACACCAGAAGGAUGGAAAUGGGGAGGUUGCAGUGAUAAUUUACGUUUUGGAUUGCAAUUCUCUCGAAAAUUUGUUGAUGGGUCUGAACCCAAUCGCCCAGAUAAUUUUAAAACUACAAAACAAAAGAGAAUCUGGUCUAAUCGACUCAAAAUGAACUUGCACAACAAUGAAGUAGGCAGACAGAUUGUUAUGUCAUUAAUGAAAAUGCAUUGUCGUUGUCAUGGUGUGUCAGGAUCGUGUGAACUAAAAACCUGUUGGAAAUUUAUGCCAUCAUUCAAUGAAAUUGGGAAUGAACUAAAACAGAAAUAUGGAAAGGCUAUACUUAUAAAUCAUAUAGUGAAUGAUUCACAAAAGAAAAACAGUACAAUGCAUAAGAAGAGAGAGCCUAGAGCUUUAAAGAGACUAAAUAGACGAAUGUUAAUCGAAUCAAAGGAAUUGGUGCAUAUACAAAAGUCUCCAAACUAUUGUAAGCAAGACUUUGAAAACGGAGUACUUGGUACAGAAGGGCGUAGAUGCAAUAUUACAUCAACUGGACCGGAUUCUUGUAAUAAACUGUGUUGUGGUCGUGGUUAUAUCACUAAGGUUGUAAAGGAAGAAGAACACUGCAAUUGCAAAUUUGUAUGGUGCUGUUAUGUUAAAUGCGAUAAAUGCUACAAAAACAUUGAACAAAAAUCUUGUAAAUAAAUACAUAGGAUUUAACGUGUAAUUGGGAUUAAAUUUUUUAUGAUUGCUUCAAAAGAAAUCUUUAGUUUGUUCUUAUGUAUAAAUUGCCAGAUUGAAUUCAAUUAAUAGAAACAAUAUAUACAGUAAAAUUUCCUUAUAACAAAAGAACCUUCAGAAAUCUCCUUUGAACAAUUCAGUAUCCCGUAUAUAUUAUAAUCUCUUUUUAACGGAAAAAUCAUUUAGUACUGAGCGCUUUUGUUAUAUGGGUAUUUUACUUUGUAGCAAAUAAUUUUCAUAUACAUAUCAAAAAUAACAAUAAAAUCAAGCAUAUUCUACAACAUUCAAAUUAUUUAUAUUAUAUUUAUAUGUUUCUGAUCUCCUCAAAGAAACUAUUCACACACGUCUUCCACAAUUGAUCAACUGUCGCUUGCACUCACAUACUCUGUAGUAUUCGAGAUCAUAUUGUGUAGCGUUUAGGGCAUUAUAUAUUUAUAUUUAGUAUUAAAAUGUAACGAUAUAUAAGAAUGUMAUAUUAUUCCUUAACAUAUUAAAUUAUUAUU